UCCCAUCUGCCAAGUCUGUGCUUUACGGCCAAGGACUUGCAAACGGAACAUACGCAACUCCCGCGGCCCGCCGCCGGCAGUCGUUCUGGGCGGCGCAGUCCGCUCAUCUGGAGGGACAAGGUUCCAGACACCUGGCUCGCUUUUUAAACUUUGGCAAAAGCCUCCGAAACUCCGCCCACAUGAAAAGUCACGUGGAUGGUGAAUAGUCACGUGCAUAUCCAGGACUCGCACUGACAUCACCGUGCUGGUUCACCUCAUUGUCGACAUGAACACACAAAAUGUCAUUGACAGAGGCAAGCAAGAUAAAGGCCAUUAUAGUGCCUGGAAAUGGUUGUGACGACGUCCGGGACUCUGUCUUUUAUGACUGGCUUGCCCAACGCAUCCGUCCAUUAUUUCCAGGUGGAGUCAUUUUACGUGACUUUCCUGACCCGUAUGUUGCUAGAGAGUCCAUUUGGAUACCAUUUAUUCUCAAUGAACUCGGGUGUGAUGAGAAUACCGUAUUGAUUGGGCAUUCUAGCGGGGCGAGUGCGAUUAUGAGAUUGCUUGAAUAUCAUAAAGUUUUGGGGGCUGUUCUUAUAUCUGCUGCUUUGACAGAUCAAGGAAUUGAAAAUGAGCGAGCGUCCGGCUAUUAUUCCCGCCCAUGGCAAUGGUCCGCCAUGACCAAGAAUGCCAAAUUUAUCAUCCAAAUAUCAUCUGAAGACGACCAUCUGGUCCCCAUCGAUGAACAGCGGACUGUCGCCAAGGGACUUGGUGGAGAUGUCGAAUAUGUGGAAUUCAAGGAUAUGGGGCAUUUCUUAAUGUCUGAAGUACCACAGAUUGCCCAAGUCAUUGAGCGUAAGAUGAAAACAUUGGAGUAGAAUGAAUAGUGUGCUGCCUGUUCAUGUACAAGUAGGAGGUAGACCUUUACAAAUAUACCCAUUGCUAGCCAA
Messenger RNA from Spizellomyces punctatus DAOM BR117, 929 nucleotides. RefSeq lists its product as uncharacterized. The transcript has 3 exons. Gene Ontology annotation, molecular function: hydrolase activity. The record is from RefSeq and is a predicted model, not a curated record. Lineage: Eukaryota; Fungi; Chytridiomycota; Chytridiomycetes; Spizellomycetales; Spizellomycetaceae. The coding region runs from base 279 to 857 and encodes 192 amino acids.